AUUCCAACAUCUCUUCACCUCAUGAACACAAGGACUAAUACAGACAAGAUGACCAAAGCUUUCUCCUCAGUAGAAUGGCUUGCUCAAAGCAGCCGCAGAUCUUACAGAGAAAAGCCAAGCAAAGUGGAUCAGCGAUAUUCACCGUACCCAAGCCCAUCCCUGCCUUCCUGGAACAGUGAAGUAUCCCCUUCUUCAUGGAACAACCAACUAUCUCCAGAUCCAGACAGUACCCAAGUCUCACCAUGUCCUGGGAAUGCACAAGUAUCUCCAUAUUCCUCAGACAGUGAAAUAUCACUGUAUUCCCAUGAAGAAGAAGCCACAUUCCAUGGAAGGGACCUUAAUACCUCAACCCCUGGAGACAAUGGAUUGCACAAGGACACAGCCAAAUAUGAGUAUCAUGGAAUGGUUUCAGUGCCAGCUAAAACUCCUACAACCAGCUCCAAUCAAGUUGCUUCUAAGUCUGGCUACAGCACUAGCACUGACUCCGACUAUGAAAGUGAAGCAAGUCGCUCCAGCUCUGCAGCCCCUGAAGGAGAUGCCACCAUGUCUCUGAGCCCCAGUGAUACCUCAGAUGAAGAGGGCAAGAUGGGCCGAAGGCUGAGAACAGCUUUCACCAGUGAUCAGAUCUCCACUCUGGAGAAGACUUUCCAGAAACACAGAUACCUUGGGGCAUCUGAAAGACGUAAACUCGCAGCCAAACUCCAGCUUUCUGAAGUCCAGAUUAAAACCUGGUUCCAGAACCGCAGGAUGAAACACAAACGUGAAAUCCAAGAUGGCAGACCAGACUCAUACCACCCAGCCCAGUUCUUUGGUGUGUACAGCUAUGCACCGCAGCCCACUCCUGUAUUCCAGCAUGCUGUACAACAACCUUACCCAGGUUACAACCCACUAAUGGAAUCCAUGCCUUGCACCAUGCCCUAUGCCAUGCAUCCUUCUGCCAAGGACUCCCUGACUCCCUUCAACUCCCAGCCUUUCCAGAUGCUCUACUUGCCCCAACAGCACCUUGGGCAGUCUCUGGCCUAUUAAGAAGAGAGGCCUUUUGUUAGAUAUUAGUUUGAGGCCAAUUCAAAGGACUAUACCAAAGGCUGGACUAUUUCAAGAGCCUCUGUAUUUGAAUAUUAGCACUAAAUAAUGUGGCAAGAUGUCCACAAAAUGACCUCAUUUUAUUGGGUCAUAUUUUGUUGUAAUUUCAUUAUUUUAUUCACAUUGAAUAAUUACUUUUAUAGAUGUUAAAUUAAAUGUAAUGUUUUACUUCUGUUAAAUUAAUAAUAAAUGUGAUUUAUAUUUUA
Messenger RNA from Xenopus laevis (African clawed frog), 1289 nucleotides. It is a transcript of the gene ventx2.2.S, whose product is annotated as VENT homeobox 2, gene 2 S homeolog. NCBI's taxonomy places the organism in Eukaryota, Metazoa, Chordata, Amphibia, Anura, Pipidae. Gene Ontology annotation, biological process: central nervous system development; neuron projection morphogenesis; regulation of DNA-templated transcription. The record is from RefSeq and is marked provisional. Gene Ontology annotation, cellular component: nucleus. Gene Ontology annotation, molecular function: DNA-binding transcription factor activity, RNA polymerase II-specific; sequence-specific double-stranded DNA binding; DNA binding.